AUGGUUAUCGUUUCAUCAGAUUAUACAAGAAAGUAUAUCUCAAAAAAUUACGGUGUAGAUGCGACACGGAAGGCGUUUCUAGGAUUAAUAUGGAAGGUUCGCUGUUUCUCGCUCUACGGGAUAGUCUUCAGUUCCUUUACGACAGUUGACGACAUCAUUCUUUACAUAACCACCAAUCGCGUUUGUUUAUUGAGGAGCUUUCAUAGUUAUACAUUGGCACUGGUACAGUUUGGAGGCCUUUGUGCUUGGAAGAUUGAUCGAUGCUUGAGAGUGAAUGCAAUGAGCCCUCAAACGAAGAAGAUUCACCGGCACAUGCUCUUGAUGCUCAUUUUACAGGUUUCCACGUUGUUCUUUUGA
Messenger RNA from Cooperia oncophora, 357 nucleotides. The record is from the annotation of a GenBank genome assembly. Lineage: Eukaryota; Metazoa; Nematoda; Chromadorea; Rhabditida; Trichostrongylidae.